Messenger RNA from Capsicum annuum, 1329 nucleotides. Its product is annotated as vicilin-like seed storage protein At2g18540. Bases 128 to 1078 code for a protein of 316 amino acids. The record is from RefSeq and is a predicted model, not a curated record. Lineage: Eukaryota; Viridiplantae; Streptophyta; Magnoliopsida; Solanales; Solanaceae. The transcript is spliced from 8 exons.
UAAACUAAAGGGGUCAUAAGAGACAUAUUCCAUUAGUGUCCAAUCACUCAAUAUUUCACUAAAGCUAAGUAACAACAAUUUGCAAACUCUUCUUCUGCACUUUGCUUUGAACCUAAGCCCAACAACAAUGGCAAAAGAACGAGCAAAAACUUCAGAAGACGAAAAUGGAACUCCAUCUAAGCAACAACACCACAAAUCAAAAUACAAAAGAAAGUAUGAAUCUGAAUCCGAAUCCAAACCGAAACGAGAAAUGAGAAAACACAAGAGAAAGAAAAAUCGAAGUUCUAGGAGAAGAUCACGGGGUUCUUCAUCAUCGUAUUCGGAUGACUCGGAGUCGGAAUCGGAGUCGGAGUCGGAGUCAGAGACGGGUAGUUCGGAGUAUUCGGAUUCGGACUCGGAGUCGGAGGGGGAUAGGAGGAGGAGGAAAAGGAAAGAGAGGAAGAGAAGAGAGGAAAAAGAGAAGGAGAGGAAAAGAACGAUAAGGAAAGAGAAGGAGAAGAGAAGGAGGAGGAAAGAGAAAGAGAAGAAGGAAAGGAAGAAGAAGAAGAAGGAGAAAGAGAAGGGGAAAAUUGGAGCUGUUACAAACUCUUGGGGUAAAUAUGGAAUUAUCAAAGAAACUGACAUGUGGAACAAACGGCCAGAGUUUACUGCAUGGUUAGCAGAAAUAAAGCAGGUGAAUCUGGAAAGCUUGCCAAAUUGGGAAGAGAAGCAAUUAUUCAAGCAAUUCAUGGAGGAUCACAACACCGCAACCUUCCCUUCUAAAAAAUAUUAUAACCUUGAUGCCUAUUACAAACGUAAAAUGGAAAAGGAAGCCAGAAGAGGUGUCAAGAAGGUCGUGGAUGAUGAACGUACUGUCUUCAAUGAUGAAGAACAGCGCAGGCAAGAAUUGAUGCGAGAACGUGAGAAGCACAAGGAAGAACAGAUGCAAGCAUUGAAGCGCGAGAUGCAGAGUGGAAUGGCACAAGCAAUGAAAGAACAAGCUCAAUUAAGAGAAGAGAUGGCUUAUCAAUACAAGCUUGGCAACUUUGAGGCCGCAGCUGCUAUUCAAAGACGUUUGGACCCUGAUCUCCCUAUGUAGACGACGGUCCUGCAAAAUUUUGAUCUAGUCUAUACAACAAACUACAUUAGGCUACAUAUUUUACUUACUUCAUUUCGUUGAGCAAAUAUGAAUGCAGAUUCAUCUGCAAGUCUGCAUUUAGUAGAUAUCUCUAGGCUAGAUGAGUUAAAAUCUGGUUCAUGUAUUGUUGUGUAAUAUUAGCUACACAUCUUUCAACUCUCUGCUCCACUGUAGUGCUGUUAAUCCCUAGUGACAAAUUUACCUUUCAUUGA